AUGUCCAACCCGAAAGAUGCAUUCCAGGAACUUGUCCGCAUCUUCUCAUCUAGAGACAACCAAGUCCUCGAGAUCGAGAUCCUUCCAUCAAGCCUAGGCGUUCCGUUCCUCCAAGAUGGAUGCUCAGUGGGAAUAACCAAGAAGGUGCUAGUGCAGGCCUUCACGGUCGCGCGCCAACUCUUCUUCGACCGAUUAAUGCCCAUGUCCGAAGAUGACCUUCAAACCACCUUUACGACAAACGCCCAGUCCAGAAUCGCAGACUCGGCUAUUACAGAAAUCAUGCUCCUCUUUGACUGCGAGCAUCUCACGGCCUGCAACUGGCGCAAGCGCCGACUGCAGGCGGCCAUGGCCUACCCUGGUAUUUCAAACCAGACCUCUGCCGCAGAGUUGUUAGAAGCAGAACUCACGCUCAUGUCGAGCUACCAAUGCUCGCCACUCCAUCGACAUACCAAGUCGCCGACCCUCUGGCAUCACCGCCUGUGGGUGGUUGUCUAUCUGCUUCAAAAACGGCAUUGGGGUCUUGAGGACCUGUCUAAGCUGCGAAGGACUGAACUAGAUAUUGUUCUCCGCGCUGGAGAGCUGCAUCCCAAGAACUAUUAUGCUUUCAGCUAUAUGCGACAGUUGGAUGUUCUUCUCGCUGCUACAGCGAAUACACCUGGGCAAUCGACAUGGGAAACCCAUUCUGCGCAGUCAGUUGUCGAACGGGUGGUUGAUUGGUGCUUGGCUAACCCACGCGAUAUAUCGGGUUGGAGCUUCGCCCUCUACAUGCUGAGCAAUGUUCCAGAGCAACAGAAUCGAGCCAACGCUCUUGAGAGAGUGGUCAAGUUUGCGCUUAACGUUGGAUGGGAAGGCGAGAGCCUUUGGACGUUUGUCGACCAAGUAUCGAGGCAGUUUGGGCUUGAAAGUGUGAUCAAAGAUAUUAUUCUGUUGCACUGCGAUCAAGCAGCCAGACCUCCUGAUUGCCAAAUGGUUCAAGACAGUCGACAGAAGAAGUCAUGGCAGACCUGGCUAGCCCGGGCGAGAGUAUGUUGGGUCGUAGAUCAAGGGCAAGAUACAUAA
Penicillium roqueforti is the source of this 1059-nucleotide messenger RNA. RefSeq lists its product as uncharacterized. Gene Ontology annotation, cellular component: cytoplasm. The record is from RefSeq and is a predicted model, not a curated record. NCBI's taxonomy places the organism in Eukaryota, Fungi, Ascomycota, Eurotiomycetes, Eurotiales, Aspergillaceae. Bases 1 to 1059 code for a protein of 352 amino acids. The transcript has a single exon. Gene Ontology annotation, molecular function: protein prenyltransferase activity. Gene Ontology annotation, biological process: protein prenylation.